GCGACCAUUUUCUGCAAACGUUUUGAACCAAAAUCGGGCAAAAUCAAAACAUCAUAAUGUGAAAUAACUGAUGUAUAAUUUUUUCAUGCAUUGUUUGGACACUGUUUCGCUUAAACACCAGAUUCUUCUGUUAAUCUUUCGUCCGAAGUAAUCUCCAGCAAUGGAACAGAAUGGAUCUAAUGCCCAAGACAGCCAUAGUGAGGUGUCGGACCUGAGCCCAGCCCCUGGUCCCGUCCGCGGCCCGGGUCCCUGCCCCGUAGGAACCCAGAAGGACGGGGAGACGGGUCCUGUCUACUGUGUCUGUCGCAGACCUGACAUUAACUGUUUCAUGAUUGGUUGUGAUUGCUGUACUGAAUGGUACCAUGGAGACUGCAUCGGCAUAUCAGAGAAGGCAGCCAAGGCCAUCCGGGUGUGGUACUGCGACAAGUGUCGAGCCAAAGACGGGAGUCUGGAGAUUAAGUAUCGUCCCAAGAAGACGAAGGAACCCAAGGUUAAACUGGAGAACGAGACAGAGAACAUGGAGAAGCAGAACCCUGAUACUCCAGAUCUGAAGAUAGAACGGCGUCGGGGUUCUCGAGUGAAGCGUUCAGCUCGAAUGUGUGGAGAGUGUGAGCCCUGCCGCAGGACGGAGGACUGUGCCCAGUGCGACUUCUGUAAAGACAUGAAGAAGUUCGGAGGGCCCAAUAAAAUCCGACAGAAAUGCAGACUCAGGCAGUGUGAUGUUCGCGCCCGGUCAGAUUUACUUCCUGGUCCGGUCCACUCUGGUCCAAUGGGGUCUGAGGUGAACCGAAGACUCAAAACGCUGGGGGUGAAGGAUGAGGAGUUGACCCCAUCGGGACGCGGGGGCCGGGCGAGUCUGAAGAGGGGGGAGCAUCUGUCUGAUGACUACAGCGAGAACGAACUGGAGCUAUACCAACACUACAGGGCUGGAUACCAGGAUGACAUGCCAUGGCACAGUGAUGAAGAUGAGGAGGGGACCUUUGACCCCGUGCAGCGGAAGAGAGCCGUCAAGGUCAAACAUGUCAAGAGGCGAGAGAAGAGAUCGGAGAAGAAAGAGAAGAAAGAGAAGGAGGGGAAGGAGGUGCGUCGUCACAAGCAGAAGCAGAAGCACCGUGAGCGAGGGAGGUGCAGCGAGAGAGGGGCUGGGGCCGAGGUCCGGGUGGACGGGGCCGGGCCGGGGGCCAUGAAACAGUGUUUGGGCCCCGGUUGUGUCGAGGUUGCCAGGUCUGGCUCCAAAUACUGCUCCGAAGACUGCGGCAUGAAGCUGGCGGCCAAUCGUAUCUAUGAGAUCCUGCCUCAGCGGAUCCAGCAGUGGCAGCAGUCCCCGUGUGUGGCGGAGGAGCAGGGCAAGAAGCUCUUGGAGCGCAUCCGGAGGGACCAGCAGUCAGCCCGGCUGAGACUCACUGACAUGGAGAAACGCUUCCACGAGCUGGAGGGGAUCAUCGCCAAGGCCAAGCAACAGGGGGUGCAACAGGAUGAGGAGGUGAAUGAGGGAGAGGGUGACGCUGACACGGACCUUCAGAUAUUCUGUGUGUCCUGCAGUCACCCCAUCAACCCCAAGGUGGCGCUACGGCACAUGGAGCGAUGCUACGCUAAGUACGAGAGCCAGACCUCCUUUGGAUCCAUGUAUCCCACACGCAUCGAUGGUGCAACCAGACUGUUCUGUGAUGUCUACAACCCCCAGAGUAAAACAUACUGCAAGAGACUACAGGUGCUUUGUCCAGAACACUCUAGGGACCCUAAGGUGUCUUUAGAUGAGGUGUGUGGCUGCCCCCUCGUGAGGGACGUCUUCGAGCCCACAGGGGAGUACUGCAGGGUUUCCAAGAGGAAGUGCAACAAACACUACUGCUGGGAGAAACUGAGGAGAGCGGAGGUGGACCUGGAGAGGGUCCGAGUGUGGUACAAGCUGGACGAGCUGUUUGAGCAGGAGAGGAAUGUGCGCACAGCUAUGACCAACAGAGCCGGCCUCCUGGCCCUCAUGCUUCACCAGACCAUCCAGCACGACCCCGUCACCACCGACCUCCGCACUGCCAAGGACAGGUAGGCCGUGGUGACCCAACGACCGGGUCAACCCAGUGACCUCAACUGAAAGAUGGAACCGACCUGUUACCAAGGCAACCCCCUGUACCCACGACCCUGUCUUAUCACCAGCGGUGACCGGUGCCUAUCCAGCCCCUCCUCUUUCCUCUGUGACCCACAAGCCGAUAGCCGUCGCCCCGGUCGAAGAGACUCUUAAUAUAUUAGUAGGAGAAUAAAGGAUCCUGUUCUCAUACUGAACCUACUUCUGCAGAAAACGCACAGGAGAAUUUUCACAGCAGCUAGCUCAGACUUUUUUUUAUUUAAUUUUUUUUUUAAAGCCCUUUCUGAAUGAGCUGCUGUUCUCACAAAAAUAUUUUUUUUUAAACGAUGUUAUCUUUGAAAUGUAUUACGCACAACUACGAAACAAGUACAUUUACUUUACUUUAAUCUCUUUAGUCACAUUGACUUGUGGAUGAAUUCCACUGCAGUGUAAACUUCAUUUUUAGGACCGCAUUUGUUUUCACAUUUGCUGGAGUUUCCCAAACUGAGAAUCUCUCUCAGACUUUCCGGGUUCAUUGUGCACAUUAUACAUAACAAAAUAUAAUAGAGGAAACAUUUACAGGCGGUUGUCUAAUUGCAAAAAUAGUUCACAUGUUGAAAUGUGUACUACAAUUGGCAGUCAGUACAUAACGAGUGUUUCCCAGUGUAACUUAUCUCUUAAAUAACAAUCUUUUUGUUAAACAGCUCUGAGAUUUAACCAUGGUCCUAUAAAGUUUCGGACAAUGACCGUAGCUAUGAGAUGCUAUUGGGAAACCGGGGCCUGGUUUUCACUGUAUUUAAAAAAAUAUAUGUUUUUAAGGAUGUGGUUCGGAUUUUAACCCAACAUUAGUUGGUUUGUUGUUCUGAAGCCAUUAAAAGAGACUUCUGGAGCACACUGCAGCUUUAACACUACAUACGCCAGUAUUAUCAGAAUGAUCCAUUCAUAUGAGGGAAGCCACCUGUUGGGGGGACAGUGGUACUGGAUUACAGUAUUGGCAUCUUUCAUGGGAAUACCCUGAAUAUGUUUUUUUCAAAAGGGACUGAAUAUGAGGACUGGGGGAAGUUAACCCCUUGGAUGCUGAUUCUGCGGCGGUUUUGCAGUUAACGUUUCUGAUUGGUGGAGGGACGUCCUAGAGCUCUACCCAAGGGAAGGAUUAUCCUGGAUCAAGAAAGACUGAGAGAAGGUCUAGAGAAGCUCUGCCUGGGAAAUAAGUCAUAGAUGAAGAACGGAGAAAUGUCAUAUGGCUGGGCCAAACUGGCUGCUCAGAGGUGUCCUCCAGGGUUGGGCUCAAUGAAGUUUUAAUUCCAAUCCAUUCAGGUUUCCACAAUUAUACUAAUUUACAUUUCUAAAAUGCAUUUCAUUGGUUAGGUGUUGUGUGGUAAUUACAAAGUGUGUGUAGAAAGAUGCAACAAUUGCCUGCCAUUGCACUUAUGCACUGAGCAUCCUUGUGUCUAUGAACAGUUGGACAAGCUGACAUCAGAGCUAAAAACAAAACAUGGGCAAAGUGUUUUAAUAAUCUUUUUUUCUAAAUUGUGCAUUAUUAAAGUAAAGAGAACCAUUUCACAUCUCAGGUAGACUGCAAAGACCAGCAUUGACUAAUAUUUGCAAUCUUCUUGUAAUUAUCACGGGUCUCCUGAUCACCAUGGUCAGGUCUGUAGUGAACCACAGAUACUUUUUUUUCUGAAGGUUUUUAAUUGACUUAAAUGAACCCAGGACACCCUGGAAAACAUUAAUAGUUGUUGCUGAGUGGACUGCCAUGGCAAAGUAAAACAUUCACUUAAAUUUCAAUUUUAAGUUAUUCUGACAUUAUUCAAAGUCAUUGUCUUGCAAAGAAACAAUGUAUAUAGUUGGAGAGCUUCCAUUGGUUAUGGAAGCAUGUUGCCUAGGAAUUUAUAACUUAAUAUGAAGUGGAGUUUAUAGUUGUGUGAUACCAUGCACCUAAUUACCUUCAUAAUUAUUUGAAAGUCAUAAUAUUUCUAAAUACACUGUUUCUGUCAUAAUUUCCGACAAUAAAGAAAAGUAGACAAGAAAAAUCCACUAUUUUGAAAGAAACCAGAAACAUGUACAUUGUCAGUCAAAAGUUUGGACACACCCAUUCAAGUGAAUGGGCACGUGUGUCCAAACCUUUGACCGAUCGUGUAUGUGAGCAUUUGAACAUUUACAUUGCCUGGGUUUGAUUAAACUUGCGGCCAACAGAAAACUGCCGAAUGGGAAAAACUAACGUUUGGUUCCCUGUUUGACAUGAGACCAAUUUAAAUGGAGUCAAACCAACCCUGCUACACCUGUCAUGUCCAAUACUGUACCCUAAUAAAACAUGUUGCAGGGCGCAGGUCAAAGGUUGUCCCAACAGGUCAUCUGCAGUACCCCGUUGUACACACCCGGGCCAGAUCCUUAUCAAAUUACAGCAUAGUAACUAACACAAUGUGGUUGGUGUCAGCAGCUGACAUUAACUCCGUAAGUACAGGUUAGGUUAGCAAAAAGUGUUUUAUGACGUUAAUUAGUCUAGCAAUCAGCUACCUACAUUUAUUUAGUCAUCACCCCUUCCCCCAUUGAUUUUUGUCACUCAUGUUUAUUUCUGCCUAUGGCCAGAAUCUGUAAUAUUUCUCUCUGCCUAUGGCCAGAUAGUGUGGAAUUCGUUUGGGUAAGCCACUGCGGCCCCUCGUAAAAAUAAAAUGCUGUCCUUCACAAACAGGGACGUUGCCCAUUCCGUAUAAAGGGACAAAAAUGUGCCAUUUGGUUGCAAAUCAAAGCCGCAAAAGUACCAGUAUUUAUCCUACACUGUAUGUUCUUACUAACCGUUGAGGGUGGUUCGGAGUGCAUUCUGGGAUCUUAAGCACACCAAAUUUGUAUGACGUUACGAAUUGGAUUCGUAACAUCAUGCAAAUGUUAAAAUGUUCCGUUUUGUUGUCAUAACAUGUAACGCUAAAAUGGCUGAUGUAGUACCGGGUUGGAGGAGGAAGUACACAAAAAACGCUCACGAGCACCCCUCACUACUGCUGGCACUUUACUGAGUGCGUCUUUGUCUAAAAUCAUUUUCCAACAGCGUUCACUUAUUAUGUAUCUGCCAAAGUCAACAUUGCAUGUAUUUUGUCUUUUUAAGUGUAGCAAUGAACUUCGAGUUAAAGUACUGUAUGUGUUAGGCUACAAUAAAACAUGCCAACUUUCUUA
Messenger RNA from Esox lucius (northern pike), 5227 nucleotides. RefSeq names its product CXXC finger protein 1a (gene cxxc1a). Gene Ontology annotation, biological process: positive regulation of DNA-templated transcription. Lineage: Eukaryota; Metazoa; Chordata; Actinopteri; Esociformes; Esocidae. The transcript has 16 exons. The record is from RefSeq and is a predicted model, not a curated record. Bases 161 to 2044 code for a protein of 627 amino acids. Gene Ontology annotation, molecular function: zinc ion binding; DNA binding. Gene Ontology annotation, cellular component: Set1C/COMPASS complex.